Prorocentrum cordatum is the source of this 336-nucleotide messenger RNA. NCBI's taxonomy places the organism in Eukaryota, Dinophyceae, Prorocentrales, Prorocentraceae. The record is from the annotation of a GenBank genome assembly.
AUGGGCAUGUUCCGGCGGCUGUGCAGAUUGAAUGUUCAUGAGCAUCCAGAGCUUCGCCAUGGGGCAUACAGAGUUGGUGGCGUCGUGAUGUCCCUCGGCGCGAUGUCGGAGCGCGUCGCGCGUAGCACUCAGUGCUUGCAGCGCCACGUGGCCGCGUGCUCUCCGCAUCAGUUCUGGUUUUCAGGGCAGUGGGUGAAGCAGUUUGUCAGCCCACUGGCCCACCCUUGCCGACAAAGCGGGCGCAUCGUGAGAGCCCCGGGAGGUGGCGAGGGCAUUCACCAACAGAAAAGAGCCGAGCAUCUGCAUGCAUUUUCGGACAACACAUCGUCUGUCUAA